This is a messenger RNA of Olea europaea var. sylvestris, 834 nucleotides long. RefSeq lists its product as uncharacterized. NCBI's taxonomy places the organism in Eukaryota, Viridiplantae, Streptophyta, Magnoliopsida, Lamiales, Oleaceae. Gene Ontology annotation, biological process: retrograde vesicle-mediated transport, Golgi to endoplasmic reticulum; intracellular protein transport; intra-Golgi vesicle-mediated transport. The transcript is spliced from 5 exons. The coding region runs from base 126 to 569 and encodes 147 amino acids. Gene Ontology annotation, cellular component: COPI vesicle coat. The record is from RefSeq and is a predicted model, not a curated record.
CUGAACUCAACCUAAGAUUGGAACAACAUUCACACAAAAUUAAACGCGAUUUCACGGUAACGUUCGCGAAAGACGUGGAUAGUGUUCAAAACUUGCCUACGGCUGGACAUUCUUGUCAUACGAAAAUGCUGCUCGCAGUCUUGAUCGCCAAUUUUGAAGGCAAUAUUCUCGUUGAACGUUUCAAUGGAGUUCCAGCUGAGGAACGUUUGCAUUGGCGGUCUUUCUUAGUGAAGCUCGGAGCUGAUAAUCUUAAAGGUGUCAAGAAUGAGGAGCUCCUUGUUGCAUCCCACAGGUCAGUUUAUAUUGUUUAUACAGUGCUCGGAGAUGUCAGUAUAUUUGUUGUCGGCAAGGAUGAGUAUGAUGAACUUGCCUUGGCAGAAGCUAUCUUUGUUAUAACCUCAGCCCUAAAGGAUGUAUGCGGGAAACCUCCAACAGAGCGUCUUUUUCUUGACAAAUAUGGAAAGAUUUGCUUGUGCCUGGAUGAGAUUGUGUGGAAGGGUUUGUUGGAGAACACUGAUAAAGAGAGAAUCAAGAGACUUGUGCGGCUGAAACCGCCUACAGAAUUCUGAAAGUCUAGCAACCCUCCCCUCUCGAAUUGAUAAAGAAGAAAGGUUUAGGUUUAUCCAAAUUUCUUAUGCCAUGCAUGACGAAUGAACUUCAAUGUAUUUUUUCAAUUGGUUUCGAUCUAGUAACUCCCUUGAGUUUUUGCACCUGUAUUUAUUGUUGUUCAACCUUUCCAGUUUCAAUCCAGUAUAAUAUUUGUACUUACCACUCUGGUGAAAAAUUUCAAUCAUACUGAGGAAGAGAAGAAAAAGGAUGUUAUUUGAGCAAUCA